AUGGUCAACAAGGCUGAGCUCUUCCCCCUAAGCCACAUGCAAGUUCUGGUGGAAGAUUACAGAGAUGGGUUGAAAGAACAGAAAGGAAACAGCUUCCACAGUUUGGAGUCAACUCUCCGGCGGCGGCGGCAGCAGACGCCAGAGACGCAGCAGCCGGAGCCGCAGCCUCAGCGCCUCUAUCCCGGGCCGCCGCUCCGCCACCGUCCGGCCUCCUCCAGCCGGAGCGCACAUCGGGCUCCCGCCACGCGGCCGCCUUCCCGCCCGCCCCGUCACCUCUUGGCUCCUCUGGCAGCCGCUUCCUUGGGCACUGACAGCCGCGCGGCCGGGGCGCUCCUGGCGCGGGCCCGCACCCUGCACCUACAGACUGGGGACCUGCUGAACUGGGGCCGCCUGCGGAAGAAGUGCCCUUCCACGCACAGCGAGGAGACUGAUCACCAGUUACUUCGAGAUUGUAUCCAAAAGACCUUGAAUGAGUGGAGUUCCCAAAUCAGCCCAGAUUUGGUCAGGGAGUUUCCAGAUGUCUUGGAGUGUACUGUAUCUCAUGCAGUAGAAAAGAUAAAUCCUGGUGAAAGAGAAGAAAUGAAAGUUUCUGCAAAACUGUUCAUUGUAGGAUCAAAUUCUUCAUCAUCAACUAGGAAUGCAAUUGACAUGGCCUGUUCAGUCCUUGGAGUUGCACAACUGGAUUCUGUGAUCAUUGCGUCACCUCCUAUUGAAGAUGGAGUUAAUCUUUCCUUGGAGCAUUUACAGCCUUAUUGGGAGGAAUUAGAAAACUUAGUUCAAAGCAAGAAGAUUGUUGCUAUAGGUACCUCAGAUCUAGAUAAAACACAGUUGGAGCAGCUCUAUCAGUGGGCACAGGUAAAACCAAAUAGUAACCAAGAAAAUCUUGCUUCUUGCUGCGUGAUGCCACCUGAUAUAACUGCAUUUGCUAAACAGUUUGACAUACAGUUAUUGACUCAUAAUGAUCCAAAAGAACUGCUCUCUGAAGCAAGUUUCCAAGAAGCUCUUCAGGAAAGCAUUCCUGACAUUCAAGCACAUGAGUGGGUACCACUGUGGCUGCUGCGAUACUCUGUCAUUGUGAAAAGUAGGGGAAUUAUUAAGUCCAAAGGCUACAUUUUGCAAGCCAAAAGAAGGGGUUCUUAACUACAACUUAUGGUCAUUAUUUACCUGUGUUUUCCUUGAAUAUACGAUAAAAUUGAGAUGUAUAAAAAUCAAUCUGUUGCCUAUAAAUAGUGUCAUUUAGGCACAUAUUCUUUAGCUGUAUUUGACAGAAUGUUGUCUAUCAACUUUUGAUUACUUCUCUUGCCUCCAUCAGUCAAGUCACAUGAACCACUGUAUUGUUUUCAUUAAACUAUUAUUUUCUAAUUGAAAUUGUCUAGAAAGAAAAUACUUGCAAUAUAUUUUCCUUUAUUUUUAUGAGUAAUAAAAAUCAAGAAAAUUUGUUGUUAGAUAUAUUUUGGCCUAGACAUCAGGAUAAUGUAUAUACAUAUUUUUUAUUUCCCCCCAAAAUCAUUAAUUGCCUAUUACUCUAUAAUAUAACUAAGCAGUUUUAUUAUAAUUGUUAAAAUGAAAAUACUGGAAGAUAUUUUUUUCCUGUCAUUAGUAAACUAAUUAUAUGUCAGAUUAAUUGGAGCAGUUGGGAUUUACCAGUUGGGAUUUACCAGCAGUUGGGAUUUACCAUUGAAAAUGGAAGGAAAAAAGAACAACAUUGUUGAUAAAUUUAAAAUGAUAAAAAUUCAUUCUUCAGUAUAUGAAUGGAAACUUAAAAUAAAUUUUAUGUAUUCUUGCUUGUAGUUUAGCUGUGAGAUUUAACCGUAUAUUCUUGUGCCAUAUUUUCUCUUCCUAUUAUUUAAAAGGGCAAACUAAAGUAAACCUGAAAAGGAAACUAGAAACUUUGAAAAUAUUGUUUGGGAGCUUUGUAAAAGCAUUCACUAUCUCCAGAUUCUUUGUAAUUCUUAAUCCAUCCUUGGCAUAUUGCUCUUCAUUCAAGAAUAUUUAUUAAGUAUUACACUUACCACAUGCUGGGCCCUACAGGCUCUGGAGAGUGGAAGGGUGCACAGAGAGCUAAGGAUUAAGAUUCAGUUGAAUAAAAUAUGUGAUAUGUAUUCCCCAUUAGUAAUGGACUAGGAGGGACUAAAGCCAGAAAAUGCUUUUUAAAAAUUCUUUAAUUCAGGUCCAAUACUGUCUGUUCAAACAACUUGGUUUGAGAUGUGGAUCUUAACUAUUUUAUUUUAUGAUAUUUUGGUGUUGAGAAUUGAACCCAGAGCCUUACAUGCUGAGCACAUGAUCUACCACUGAGUCACUCUCCCAGCCUAGUCUUAAUUAAUUUAAAGCAGAACAAUAUAAUCAAGAUUAUAUGGUAAUUUAGUGUAAUUCCUCAUGAGUUUAAGAAUCAGAAAAAUUACAAAUUAAAUAAGCUGUUACCUUUGAUAUAUACUAUAGCUCUCCUUAAUUCCAUAUACUUAUAUCAGUAAACCAAAUAGUUUGAAAAAUUCUUUAAAAUUUUCUACAUCUCAAAUUUUUUUAACUUAGGGAAAAGAAGUAUGGUUCCAUGUUCAACAAUAGAAUCUUUUCCUAAGUAAGGUUUUGUGGUCUUCUGGUUAGAAAAAUUAAUCAUUAGAAUCAUAACAUGAAAUCAACUGAUUUACUUGCUAAAACUUGUUUAGACUUUGAAUUUCUUAAAGACUUUUAGCUUUUAUAUUAAUUGUAUAAUAUUAUUAGUAUACAGUUAACUUCUUAAUUUGAAAAUGUACAUUUUUCGUAUACUGUAAAUCUUUAAGUGGUCAUUUCAAAUUUGUGAAGUAAGCUGGCUGAGGUAUUUUAAAGGGGAACUUGAAUAUCACACAUUUAUCAUUUUUUAAAACCCAUAACUUAUAAAAAUGGAUUGUGUAAAGGGUUAUUUUGAAAAUGGAGGGAAAAAAGAACAACAUUGUUGAUAAUAUCCAAGCUUUAUCAGGAGCUUUUUUCUUAUCUUUUUUCUUACCUACGCCCCAAGAAGCAAGAUUAUAGAUUCAUUUUGUGAAGGGGAUCAUGUAUGGAAUUUUUUAAUGAGUUUUUUGUUUCACUCUGUACUCUGAAUUUCUGUUGCUGAAUAACCUUAAAACAAACAAACAACAACAACAACAACAAAAGAAACCCUGAGCUAUAUCCCACCCCUUUUUAUUUUUUGAGACAGGGUCUCGAUAAGUUGAUGAGGCUGGCCUCAAACUUAAAAUCCUCCUUCCUCAGCUUCCCAAAUCCCUGAGAAUACAGGCACAUGCCACUGUGCCCAGCAAGGACUUACUCUUUUAAAAGCUAUAAAAUGAAAAGUGGUGAUACUACCAAAUAACUGCUUAAAACCGAAAGCUAAGUUAGGAAUAGUGUACAUAACAGUUAUGUUUUCAGGGGAGAUGUGAAUCGUGUGACCCCAAGGUAGAGUUUAUAUGUUUUUUUUCCCAGUAAGUACAAAAGAAACUGUAGCUUGUUAUUACAUUUCCAAACUACUCUGGAGCCUUGAAUUAACAUAAUGUACUGUAACUUGGAAUUUGCUCCAUGAUACUGCAUUAAAUUCCCAUACAAGAAAUCAUAAACACCAGAAGGACCUAAGUGUCUUAUAAAAUCUGUUUAUGUGGUAUAAAUUCUGAAAACCACAUUGUGCUAGUACAUUAAUAGAGUAUUCAUUUACGGAUGGAUGGUCAGUGCUAAAACUUGAAUCAUAAAUAAUAGCUAAUAAUUUUUCAGUUCUCAAAAAUGACUUAGACAACUGUGUGUAAAAAGGAAAAUAAAAAGUUAUUAUCUACUUUGCAUGAAUGAUUCAAACUUUUCUAUACAGAACUAAUUAGUCGUACUUAAGGGUAUCAGUUUUCAGUAAUAAUAGGUCUAAGACCCAUUUUUUCUUUCUAUAACAUUUUCUUUCUAGGUUUUCCACCCAGUAUCUUCAAUCUUCGGGAUGUAAGCACCUGAUAUAUGUAUUGUAUAUUGGCCAACAAUUCAUCUUGCUGCCAAACGUGCAUUUUGAGAAAUGUGCAGCUAUUUUAAUAAUUUAAACCAUUUGUGUUCUUUGUGUAUGCAUACUCAAAUACAUCAACUUAUGAUUCUGAA
Molecule: messenger RNA, 4077 nt
Organism: Ictidomys tridecemlineatus (thirteen-lined ground squirrel)
Lineage: Eukaryota; Metazoa; Chordata; Mammalia; Rodentia; Sciuridae
Source: RefSeq, a predicted model, not a curated record